GCCAACAACCGACAAACAAAAGUUAUGAUAUACCUUUUGAGUAAUAAUCCGAUAUAAUCCAUUUCAGUCAAAAACUGAGAAAAAAAAACGAUUGCUUCUGCUUCCGAAGAUCAAGCAUGGAAGAUGGCACCGAAUCGGAGCAAAUUUCUGAUGAUUUCACCUGCGCCGUUUGCCUGGAUGUGCUCUACAAGCCCAUUGUUCUAGUUUGUGGCCAUGUCUCCUGCUUCUGGUGUUGCCAACGUUCGAUGCAUAGCAGUAGUGAAUCUCAUUGUCCGCUAUGUCGGCAUCCUUAUCAUCAUUUUCCCGCCAUUUGUCAUACGCUUCACUUCUUGCUCAAGAAACUGUAUCCGAUUUCCUACAAUAGAAGGAAGAUACAAACACUAGAGGAUGAAAAACACACCUCUUUAGGGUAUUCACCAGAUAUCGACAAUCUUGUUACCAGUGACGAUUUAGACAAUCGAAACGAUGUCGGCCAGUCUUCUGCUCAAACUUAUAAGCAGAUUUCAGUCAGUGAUGUUCUGUGUGCUGCUUGCAAACAACUACUUUUUCGCCCUGUUGCUCUUAAUUGUGGCCAUGUUUACUGUGAAGGCUGCAUCAGCAUCCCAACUGAGGGGAUGCUCAAAUGUGAGGCUUGUGAGUGUCGGCAUCCGAGUGGACCUCCGAAACUUUGUAGGGAGCUUGAUCAUUUUCUAGAGGAACAAUUCUCUUCGGAAUAUGCGUUGAGAAGAAGCCUUAUACAACAAAAAAAUCAAGAGCAAACUCAAAGUACAAGUUCAUCUAAUGAGGCCAAUACUCAAUUUUCGAAGCUCUCAUUCCCAACAGAAGAGACUUUUCUUCAGUGGUGGACUUCUAAUCGCUCGAAAAUUCACGGUAGUGUUGGUUGUGAUAUGUGUGGGAUAUUUCCAAUAAUUGGGGAUAGAUAUCAAUGCCAAGACUGUCCUGAAAAAAGUGGUUAUGACCUUUGUGGAGACUGUUACAACACGGGCUCAAGUGUUCCUGGUCGGUUUAACCAAAAACACACUUCGUCGCACCGCUUCGAGUUGGUCAAACCAACUAUAAGCCGAAAUGUUAUGCAUCGGCUUCUGGGUAGAAGACUGGGAGUGAUUUCUGCUUUUGCUUCUGGAAAUCAAAGUAGCCCUAACAAUUGAAGAAACUAUACCAGAGAAGAUCAAAGGGACAACCAACCUCCAAUAUAAAAGGUCCUUGCAGUUUAAUUCGGUAUCGAAUCCAAAUUCUCGAGCAACCAUGCUAAUAGGAAUAAACGAUUGUGUAUUAAACUUAUAUUGUGGUACGAUUUUGGUGGUUGGUAAGGCUUUGAUGUGUCUACUUGUAGUUUGUGUGUGAUUACCAGAUUUUUUUGAACAGCAAACUAACUCACUCCUAAAUACUUCUAUA
This is a messenger RNA of Helianthus annuus (common sunflower), 1395 nucleotides long. RefSeq names its product E3 ubiquitin-protein ligase PRT1. Gene Ontology annotation, biological process: proteasome-mediated ubiquitin-dependent protein catabolic process. Bases 117 to 1148 code for a protein of 343 amino acids. Gene Ontology annotation, molecular function: ubiquitin protein ligase activity; zinc ion binding. The transcript is spliced from 7 exons. NCBI's taxonomy places the organism in Eukaryota, Viridiplantae, Streptophyta, Magnoliopsida, Asterales, Asteraceae. The record is from RefSeq and is a predicted model, not a curated record.